Plasmodium inui San Antonio 1 is the source of this 2880-nucleotide messenger RNA. RefSeq names its product DNA topoisomerase I. Gene Ontology annotation, biological process: DNA topological change; chromosome segregation; DNA replication. Gene Ontology annotation, cellular component: nucleolus; chromosome. Bases 1 to 2880 code for a protein of 959 amino acids. The transcript has a single exon. Gene Ontology annotation, molecular function: DNA binding; DNA topoisomerase type I (single strand cut, ATP-independent) activity. The record is from RefSeq and is a predicted model, not a curated record. NCBI's taxonomy places the organism in Eukaryota, Apicomplexa, Aconoidasida, Haemosporida, Plasmodiidae.
AUGGAGAGGAGCGAGCAUCACGAUGAGAGUGAUAAUACCACAUCCGAUGAUGACAUAUUGAUUGAAAAUAUUAAGAAAAAAAACUGCUGCAUCAAAUUAAAGGACUCGAAACAGAUAAAUGAAGGAAAAAAGGAGGAGACGAAAUCGAAGGAGGUUGCGAAGAGCAAUAGUAAGACAGUUUUGAAGAAAGAGACGAGUACCGUUAUUCGAAAGGCCAAGUCAAAAACGAGUGCGAAGGAAAGGACAGAGGCUCCCUUACAUGAAUGUAAAGUGGUGAAAAAAGAUACGGCAGCUGCAACCACGGAGUAUACAGCUAAGGAGAAACCCACUACCAGGAACAAGACAGAUAAAAAAGACGCGAUGGUGAAAAAAAGAAAAUCAAGUGUAAAGGGAAAAAAAGACACUGAUGCUGAUGGGAAGGCCACAGCCGCAAAAGUUGUAAAAAAGAGAGAAAGCAAAGUCAAGAAGGAAACAAAUAAAAGACCCAAAAAGAUAGUUAAAAAAACCGAAGAAAAUUUCGAACCCAUAAAUAGAUGGUGGGAGAAGAUAGAUCAUCAAACUGAUAUUCAGUGGCAUUACUUAGAGCAUCGGGGUCUUAUUUUUUCCCCUCCAUACGUACAACACCAUAUUCCCAUUUUUUAUAAAAGUAUAAAAUUACAGUUAAAUGAAAAAGCAGAGGAGUUAGCUACCUACUGGUGCAGCGUAAUAGGCAGUGAUUACUGUACCAAGGAAAAGUUCAUAUUAAAUUUUUUUAAAACGUUCAUAUGUACCUUAGAGAAGGAUAACAUAAUAAGACAAGAAAAUGAAAGCAAAUUGAAAAAAGGAGAUAUCUCCAACUUUAAAUUUAUCGAUUUCAUGCCAAUUAAGGAUCACCUAGUUAAGUUAAGAGAAGAAAAACUUAAUAGAACGAAAGAAGAAAAAGAAGAGGAAAAGAAACUGAGGUCAGAAAAAGAGCUACCAUAUACGUAUGCCCUGGUUGACUGGAUUCGUGAAAAAAUCUCCAGCAACAAAGCGGAACCGCCUGGUCUAUUUAGAGGUAGAGGAGAGCACCCAAAGCAGGGUUUGCUCAAAAAAAGAAUAUUCCCCGAAGAUGUCGUGAUAAAUAUAAGCAAAGAUGCCCCUGUCCCUCGAUUGUACGACGACAUGUGUGGUCACUGUUGGGGAGACACCUACCAUGACAAUAAAGUCACGUGGUUAGCAUACUACAAGGACAGCAUAAACGAUCAGUUAAAGUAUACUUUUUUAUCGGCUCAAUCAAAGUUUAAAGGCUAUAAAGAUUUUCUCAAGUACGAAAAUGCAAGGAAGCUAAAAUCAUGUGUUCAUAAGAUUAGGGAAGAUUAUAGGCACAAAAUGAGGAGCAAAAGCAUCCUGGAGAAACAGUUAGGCACGGCCGUUUAUUUGAUAGACUUUUUGGCCUUAAGAGUGGGGGGGGAAAAAGACAUCGAUGAGGAGGCGGAUACGGUCGGCUGCUGCAGUUUGCGGGUCGAGCAUGUUAGCUUUUCCCACGAGGUGCCCAUUAAGAAUGAGAGCAAGGAGGAGAAGAGCAAAGGGGAGAAGAGCAAAGGGGAGAAGAGCAAAGGGGAGAAGAGCAAGGGGGAGAAGAUCAAGGAGGAGAAGAACAAGGUGAAAAACACGAAAGGGGAAUCCGCCCCAAACCAAAAUGACAACAAAGGUAGCAACAAACUGUCGCUGCCCAAAAAUUUAGAAGACAUAGAGGAAGACCACUGCUAUAUAACUCUAGAUUUUUUAGGAAAAGACAGCAUUCGAUAUUUUAACACAGUAAUGCUGGACAAGCAAGCAUACAUCAAUAUGAUCAUAUUCUGCAAAAACAAACACAAAGAUGAAGGGGUGUUUGAUCAAAUUAAUUGUUCAAAAUUAAAUGAUUAUUUAAAAGAAAUUAUGCCAACGUUGUCGGCAAAGGUCUUCCGUACGUACAACGCGUCCAUUACCCUAGAUGAGCAGCUGAAAAGGAUAAAAGAGAUUCGGGGCAAACCGAGGCACCCGCUGCUCGCAUGCUAUGAUGAUUUUCCGAAGAAGAAGAAGAGGAAGCUCGGAAACUUAACUGCGUCAACGAGUAUUCUGAGCGAUAUAAGUGACUCCAGUCAGAAGGGGAGAAGCGGAGAUGGCGAGGGGGAGGAGCAGCAGGAGGAGCAGGAGAAGAAGAAGAACAACAAAGGCGACAACGCAACGGGUGACAACGCAACGGGUGACAACGCAGCGGGUGACAACGCAGCGGGUGAUGACGAGCCGGGUGGCAACCCCCUUGGCGAUAAGAGUGCAGCCGCCCCAAGUAGAAGUUACAGCAACACUUUGGGAGGCAUCCACGCUAGCGAGAAAAACUCGCCCAUAGAAGUGGACGUUUCAAAUGUGAACGAACUGAUAAACUUCUUCAACAACGCCAAUAGAGAAGUUGCCAUUCUCUGUAACCAUCAGAGAAGUAUCCCCAAACAGCACGAUACAGCCAUGUCCAAAAUAAAGAAGCAAAUAGAGAUUUAUAGCGAAGAUAUAAGGGAGUAUAAAAAAUAUCUGCAAUAUCUGAAAAAGGGAACGAACGAGCAAAGCUUCACCUUUGUGUCGAAGGUUGUUACCUUAGAUGGAUCGUUAAGACCAAACAAGGUCAAGGAAAACAUGAAAGAGGAUUCUUGCAAGAAGAAACUAAUUACAUUGAUUAAGAAAGUGGAGCAAUUAAAACACCAAAUGAAGGUACGCGAUGAUAACAAAACAAUUGCCCUGGGGACGUCUAAAAUAAAUUAUAUGGACCCGAGAAUAACGGUCGCCUUCUGCAAAAGGUUUGAAAUACCGAUAGAGAAAAUAUUUAAUAGGAGCCUAAGGCUUAAAUUUCCCUGGGCAAUGUUCGUGACGAAGAAUUUUACCUUUUAG